CGGGUUUCCUGCGCGCAGCGCGGCUCUGCAGAAAUGGAUCAUGCGCCAUCGGCGGUCACGGCCAAGCGGAGAGGCCAUCGCGCAGGCCCGCAGAUGCUCGUGAACAGAAGAACCACCGUCCAGCAGCAGGAGGAGGGGCCUGGAGCCGACACUCUCAUUGUUAUCACCUAGAGCUGCGCACGCGCAUGUCCGCACGUGAGGCCCGGGUGUGCAGGUUCUGGAGGGUCUGGAUCUGGGUGAAGUGAUGGACGGCAACGCGGAUCACGCAGCGGACUAGAUCCGCCCGCGGAGGUGUCAGAGGGAUCCGCAAAUCCGCGGGGGAGAGGUGUCAGUCCGCUCCGGAUCAACGAGCGUCAUCUCACAGCUGCAGGCUCUGCUGAGCUCCGAGCCGAACCGCCGGGUCCGAGUCUCUACAGGGUGUCGGGGCGUGAAGGGGCGGGGCCGUGCAGAUCGGCAGCAUGAGGCGGCUGAAUUGCCCUGGGGAAGUUGGUCUACCUUGCUGCAGCUGCAGAGCUGAGAUUUGCUGAAGGUCUCCUUCUGAAAGCAGGUGGAUGGGACUCGGACUGUCGGAGGAGAACUGGAGCCCGAGAGAACCAAGGAGAGCAAGGAAGCAGAAAUGGUCACAUGUCAGAAGAUCCACAUCUGAUGCUGGAAAUGGUUUUAUGACCUUCCCCAGGUUGAUUUCAAGCAGCAGCUGCUCCUCUAAGACCCCUGCUGAUGUUGUCCCUUCUUAGUGUACUGUUGGCACUCAGUGACCCGGGUUAGUCUGCGGACCCUGACAACCCCCAUGCAGGCGCGUAAGAAGUACGUUCUGCUGGGUUUGUGUGCGUGCUGCUGGCUUGUUCUGGUCUACUGGGGCGGGGGGGCCCAGCUCCGCCUGCUGCACAUGCUGACACGUCACCGGGGUGAUGUGGUGCGGCCCUGGCCCAACUGGACCGAUCGGGUCUUCCUGCCCCGCUACGCCCAUUUGGAUGAGCUCCAGACAGAUCCGGGGAUGGCUGAGUCGCCAUGGCAGCGCCGCCAGGCGUGGACAUCCAUCUACAAGGACAGCCGCUGCCGCAUGGAGACGUGCUUUGACUUCUCGCGGUGCCGGCACCGAGGCAGGGAUGGGUUUCGGGUUUAUGUGUACCCAGCAGAGAAGAGCGACCGGGUGUCCGAGAGCUACAGGAAGAUCUUGACCUCGAUAUCAGAGUCGCGCUACUACACAUCAGAUCCCCGGGAGGCGUGUCUGUUCGUGCUUGGCAUUGACACAUUAGACCGGGACCAGCUUUCUGGACAGUUUGUUCCCAACGUGGAUGAACGUAUCCGCGGUUACCCUCUGUGGAAUGACGGACGCAACCAUUUGAUCUUCAAUCUGUACUCGGGCACCUGGCCCAACUACACUGAGGACCUUGGGUUCAAUGUGGGCCAGGCCAUCCUGGCCAAAGCCAGCCUGAACUCAGAGCACUUCCGGCCUGGGUUCGACGUCUCCAUCCCGCUGUUCUCUAGGGACCACCCACAGAAGGGUGGAGAGCGGGGCUGGCUGGUGAGGAACAGCACCCCGCCCCGCAGGAAGUACCUGCUUAUGUUCAAAGGGAAGCGUUACCUGACGGGGAUUGGCUCUGACACCCGCAAUGCCCUCCAUCACAUCCACAACGGGAAGGACAUUGUGUCGCUGACGACCUGUCGUCACGGGAAGGACUGGGAGAAGCACAAAGAUGCUCGCUGUGACCACGACAACCUGGAAUAUGAGAGGUUCGACUACCAGGAGCUGCUCCACAACUCCACCUUCUGUUUGGUUCCUCGAGGUCGACGUUUGGGCUCCUUUCGCUUCCUGGAGUCUCUGCAGGCGGCAUGCGUCCCCGUGCUGCUGAGCAACGGCUGGGAGCUGCCGUUCUCUGAUGUCAUCCAGUGGAAUCAGGCAGUCGUCGAGGGGGAUGAGAGGCUCCUGCUGCAGGUGCCGUCCACAGUGAGGUCCAUCAGAAACCAGCGGGUCCUGGCAUACAGACAGAAGACCCAGAUGUUGUGGGAUGCCUACUUCUCUUCUGUGGACAAGAUUGUUCUGACCACGCUAGAGAUCAUUAAGGACAGAGUGUUCUCCCACACCUCCAGGAACAAGUACAUGUGGAACUCACUGCCAGGAGGUCUGCUGGUCCUGCCAGAGUACUCCACACACCUGGCACACUUCCCCUUUUACUACCUGGGACUAGGAGUCAGUCCUGGUCAGGAGUUCACCGCCAUCAUUCACGCCGUCUCCCCAUUGGUCUCCCAGUCACAGCCAGUCAUGAAGCUGCUUCAGGUGGUCUCCAAGUCCAAGUACUGCUCACAGAUCAUCAUCCUGUGGAACAGCGAGAAGCCGCCCCCCAGUCGGAGUAAGUGGCCCCCCACGCCGGUUCCCCUCGUGGUGACGGACGGCAGGAGGAAGACCACCAGCCGAUUCCUACCCCACGUUGCCAUAGAGACGGAGGCCGUGCUGAGUCUGGACGAGGACACGGUCCUGCUGACCAGCGAGGUCAACUUUGCCUUCCUGGUGUGGUGGAGCUUCCCCGAGCGGAUCGUGGGCUUCCCGCCCCGCAGCCACUUCUGGGACCCCCUGAAGCACACCUGGGGUUACACGUCCAAAUGGACCAACGACUACUCCAUCGUCCUGACGGGAGCUGCCUUCUACCACAGGUACUACCAUCACCUGUUCUCCCACUACCUGCCCCAGUCUCUGCGGACCCUGGUGGACCGGACCUCCAACUGCGAGGACAUCUUGAUGAACUUCUUAGUCUCUGCUGUCACUCACCUGCCGCCAAUCAAAGUGGCUCAGAGGAAGCAGUACAAGGAGCUGCCGGGUCCACAGGGAACGAGGAGCGCCCCCUGGACCAACUCGGAACACUUCAACCAGAGGCAGGAGUGCGUCAACACCUUCGCCAACUGGUUCGGCUACAUGCCUCUGGUCCACUCGCAGUUCCGUCUGGACCCGGUGCUCUUCAAAGAUCAGGUGUCCGUCUUCCGUAAGAAGUACAAAGACUUGGAGCGUGUCUAAUGUUAGCAGAAUGGGAGUGCGAGGGAAAUGUCGCCCCAUGGCCCUCUGGAUGCACAAAUGGACCGGUUAGUGGAGGACGUCCUGGAACGGUCCAUUUGCCACAUGGGCAGUCUCUGGGGAUCUGUUCAGGACUCAAGACCAAUGAUGAGGAAGUUACAGGUUCUGGAACCACUUGAAAGGAGUCUGAGCUGAAUCUAAGCAUGAAGGAGGCCUUGAAGGAGAUCCUGUGAGGUCACAGACAGCUCCAGAAGUAUCACAAGGACUUUGCUCCAAGCAUUACUGUCCAGAGACUGUUUCCAAAGAAACAUAUCAUUUCACUUCAAAACUCUAAAUGUAAAACUAAUAAAACGGUUUCUAAAUGCUACUGAGUUUUUUCCCCCGAUU
Messenger RNA from Cololabis saira (Pacific saury), 3394 nucleotides. RefSeq names its product exostoses (multiple) 1c (gene ext1c). The transcript has 12 exons. Gene Ontology annotation, molecular function: glycosyltransferase activity. The record is from RefSeq and is a predicted model, not a curated record. The coding region runs from base 788 to 3010 and encodes 740 amino acids. Gene Ontology annotation, cellular component: membrane. Lineage: Eukaryota; Metazoa; Chordata; Actinopteri; Beloniformes; Belonidae.